AUGUGGCUGUUGGUGUUUCUGGUCGGACUUGUAGCCUGCUGCUGUGGAACCUAUUGGUUUCUCUUUGGCAGGCCCAGCCUGUUUUUGGAAGAGUCGGUGAGGCCUCCAGGCAAACGUGUAUAUGACCAAAAGGAGCGAGACAAGGUUCUCAAGCAAGGGUUCGGUAUCGACAAAGUGCCGAGGGAUUUGGAUGCCAUAGUCAUUGGGAGCGGCAUUGGUGGUCUCACAGCAGCAGCAACGUUAGCCAAAGCAGGAAGACGGGUCCUGGUUCUAGAACAACAUGACCAGGCAGGUGGCUGCUGCCACACAUUCACUGAGAAGGGCUUUGAGUUUGAUGUUGGACUCCACUACAUCGGUCAGCUGCAUGAGAACAGUCUAUUCCGCAUCGCUCUAGACCAGAUUACAGAGGGCCAACUUGAACUGGUGAAGCUGGAUCAGCACUUCGAUACCAUUAUCAUCGGCACAGGGGAUAAGUGUCGCGACUAUCACAUCUACACAGGCAAAACUGAAAUGGCAGAGCGUCUUAAAGAGCAGUUUCCAGAUGACACCAAAGCCAUAGAUGCCUUCUUCAGAAUCAUGAAGAUUUCAGCUAGGAAAACUCACUACUUGGCCACACUCAAGCUGAUCCCUCUGUGGCUGGCCUUGUCCUUGCUCAAGACCCACAUUGCCCAUUUACUGUCCUCUAUUUUCAAACUCUCUGGCUCCAGUGCUUCAGCCAUAAACAAUCAACUGACCAGCAACAAGGAUCUGCAAGUAAUUUUCUCCUACUUUUUCUAUGGUGUCCCCCCCAAAGACUCCAGCUGUGUCAUCAAUGCGUUGUUGCUACAGCAUUACAAGCGUGGGGCCUAUUACCCUGCUGGGGGGGCGAGCGAGAUCCCCUUCCACAUUAUCCCGAUCAUUCAGAAACGAGGGGGAAACGUGCUGGUGAGAGCGCCUGUCAGUCGCAUCCUGGUCAAUGAAAAAGGAGCUGCCUAUGGAGUGACUGUAAAAAAAGGUCAGGAAGAGGUUGAGGUGCUGGCCCCGGUGGUUAUCUCCAAUGCUGGUGUGUUUACCACAUUUCAGAAGCUCCUUCCACCAGAAAUCCAGGCCAAGGCAGAAAUUCAAGACCGCCUUGAUAUGAUGAAACACGGAAGGGGAAACUUCUUGGUCUUUGCGGGCUUCAACGCCACCCAAGAAGAGCUGGGAAUCGUGUCAACCAACUUCUGGCUCUUCAGAGACAAUGACAUGGACAGCAUGAUGGACGAGUUCUUUGGUCUUGGCAGAGAAGAAGCUCCUGACAACAUCCCUAUGAUGUUCAUUACAUUCCCUUCGGCCAAAGACCCCACGGCAAAAGUUCGUCACCCAGGGAAGUCUUGCAUGACCCUGCUUACCAUGGUGAAGUAUGAGUGGUUUGAGGAAUGGAAAGAUACCGGCACAAGGAAGCGGGGGAGCGACUAUGAGGCUUACAAGAUGAGAUAUGCGAACAAGCUGUUUGACUGGGCUUGUGUCCACUUCCCCAAGCUGAGGGACAAGCUGGUGUUUAUGGAAUCAGCGACACCCCUCACUAACAUGCAUUACCUGGGGGCUCAGCGUGGGGCCAUGUACUCUGCUGAACAAAACUUGGACAGGUUCCACCCAGAGGCUAUAGCUAGGAACAGGUGCUCCACUCCAGUCAAAAAUCUCUUCAUCUCAGGACAGGACGUGUUCAGUUGCGGUAUUGCUGGGGCCUUACAUGGGGGCCUCCUCUGUGCCUCCACAGUGCUCAACCACAUUGUCUAUAUUGACCUCCUUCUCCUAAAGAUGAAGAUGAAGAGGAAGAAAGCUAGAGAGCUGGCUAAGACAGCUAAGAAGCUGGAAUAAACAAUAUGACCAGCAUUUCAGUCCACACCCUUCUCAUCUGCAAGACCUUUCAAGAACUGCAAAAUAUAUUGAACACCAGUGUGGAAUUUUUUUUCAGUUAACAAAAGGACAGGGGCCACUGAAACUUUAAAUACAUACAGAUACAUAAAACAGUACAAGGGCACAUUUAGCAGCAGUGGUCAUGUACAUCUGUGUAAGAUCCAGAAUUUAUUUAAAUUGUCAUGCAGUUCAAAUGUUAACUUCUCAAGAUGAAGUUAGAUACAACCACAUAUUUGCACAGAGAUGCUGAUGCAUUGGACCAUACCAAUGAAAUGCGUUUCCUUGCCGAAAGCAUGAUCCACGACGCUCGAUAUCUCCAUUUCUAUACAAAAUACCCUAGACCAGCUUUCAUUUGACACUGUAUAAAAUAUCAGUCAAGGACAUUCAGCAGUUCACCAAUGAAGCACCAUGAAAUGUUCAUAUUACUGAAUUUCAUAUUACC
This is a messenger RNA of Scleropages formosus (Asian bonytongue), 2320 nucleotides long. RefSeq names its product inactive all-trans-retinol 13,14-reductase. Gene Ontology annotation, molecular function: oxidoreductase activity. The record is from RefSeq and is a predicted model, not a curated record. Bases 1 to 1839 code for a protein of 612 amino acids. The transcript is spliced from 11 exons. Lineage: Eukaryota; Metazoa; Chordata; Actinopteri; Osteoglossiformes; Osteoglossidae.